Hymenoscyphus albidus is the source of this 1935-nucleotide messenger RNA. The record is from the annotation of a GenBank genome assembly. NCBI's taxonomy places the organism in Eukaryota, Fungi, Ascomycota, Leotiomycetes, Helotiales, Helotiaceae.
AUGCAGAUUGAUGAAGCCGUCUCCCCAAAGACUGAGAUCACACCUCAGAGUUAGUCUCCAUUCUUGCUCUUUCUAUACUUGACUUACUCUGGUUGUCGUUCACCGUGGCACUCGUUGCUAACAUAUAAAUAACAGAAGCCAAUCAAGUAAAGACUCCUGGCGAGGUUAUCGAUAAGCGAGAAUCUGUUCUCAGCAGCAGUGCCGAUAACAAGCAAUCAAGCAGUAAGUUGUCACCAAGACUUAUCAAUCAUCUUCCUCAGUUAUGAAACCACGACUGACAUCAAACUGAUAGUUGAGCUCAAGCUUGGAGGCGAUAUUGAUACUCUUCAAAACGUCACCCCCUUCGCGGCUGCCACCCUCCAGAGUUCUCCAAAGGUUAGAGAUGCCUCCGAAAAGGCCGACACCGAUGCAACUAGCAAAAGCAUGACCAAGAAGUCCCCAAACACUAAACACAGUGCUGCUCCCGAGAAUGCCGACACUGCCAUCACUCCUAUGACCAAGAAAUCUGCCGAGAUCAAAGGUAGUGACGUUGCUCCCGGGAAGGCUCGUCCUACUACCAAUACCAAUAAAGGCAUCACCAAGGUUUCUCCAAAGGAGAUUACACCGACAUCGAAGAAGCGCAAGGCAGAUCUAGACCCCUUGGAACCCCAACCUAAAUCAGUUCCCGCGAAGAAGAAGCUAAAGGUUGACAACCAUACCACUUCGACUACUGCCACCGGCAAGACUACUGGGGUUAAGGCGCAGCCACACAAGGCAGCCUCUAAGUCAAAGAAGUUCGACUCUCAGAAGCCAAUCUGGGAGUCCGACUCAGAAUCUGAUGACGAUGGCUCAAUGCCUCAACACAUAAAGGAAUACUAUGAAAAGGUCGAAAGCAGAGCCAGACACAUAUCACCCCCCGUCAGCCCUCUCACUACAGACUUUGCCGUUCCCAAAGUUUUUGCCAUUAACAAGCAAACCAAAGGUUUCCUCAAAGCCUCUUCAAGAAUAAACAAACGCAGAUUUCGCGAUGUUAUCAUUGGGGAGGCAAGUCCAUAUACGAAACCCAAGCUCGGCUUUACCGCUGGACUCUCAAACUCAGAUGAGAGCAAGGCGUCAUCAGGGGCUGACGAGAAAGUGCAGAUCAUCAAAUCUACCCAGGAUGACAGCGCAAAUUCGACAUCAAACAACGGGAAGGUCUCUAUUAAGGAGGAAGGAGAGAUGUCCAAAUGUGAUGAGGAGGGUGACAUUGUCAUGGGCUCAGAUGGAGAUGAUGCAAACCCGGAGAAGGAGGAGGGAGAAAUCUCCGAGUCUGAAGAUGAGAAGAGCAAAGUCGUGAAUUCGAUUGAGCACAAUGCACCAUUGGGCAAGGACAAGAACAAGCAAACCGGUCAAACAUCAACCCCAAAUUCUCGUCUUACACCAUCGAGUCAGGAUGAGGAAUCUGCACACGCUGAGAGAAAGGCUGCCCUCGAGCAACUAGUCAACAAUAAAAAGCGCAAGGCGAGAGGUUAUCCCGAUUCCGACGAUGAUGAAUCCGAGGAUGAAGUCCGUGAGAACAAGAGAGCUCGAGUCCAUACCUCAGAACCUCUCGAAAACCAUAGACGAGUAUUAGCGCCAAAGCGAGUGGCACCACCUAAGCAAAAGCAAGUUGCAUCCACCAAGCAAGCUUCGUCAAGCAAGCAGGUUGGCUCUUCUAAGCAAGUUGCAUCAUCUAGGGGACCAGCCAAUCGGUCAUCCAAUCGACCAACACCAGCGCCAGGUACUCCUCUUCCGGCAGACAUCACCAGAAAUCCAGAGCGGGGACGAUGGGUCAGCCAGCGAACUACCAACUACCAACCCCCAGCACCGACCCCUCGUACUCGAUAUCCUCGUCGUCCAACACCAGAAUACGAGAAGCCUGAUCGUGUUGCAGCUCGAAAGGCCUUUGAACGUGCUCAGCGUGAGAUGAGUGAGUAG